Molecule: messenger RNA, 1418 nt
Organism: Dissoconium aciculare CBS 342.82
Lineage: Eukaryota; Fungi; Ascomycota; Dothideomycetes; Mycosphaerellales; Dissoconiaceae
Exons: 1
Coding region: 154-1230 (358 amino acids)
Source: RefSeq, a predicted model, not a curated record
AUUCUACACAACAAGCAUUGAUCCUAAAAUGAGAAGAAGCAUGAAAUGCGGCAGUCUCUCGAUACAUGAGCUCACGACAUUCGGAAUUCCCGCAUGCAACACUAAUGCCAUCGUCAAAAUUCAUUUAAACCCAGAGAAGCGGUUUCGGUGGACAUGACUCCGAACUCCUUCACAUUCGCAACCAUGCAAAGCUCGAUCGAUCAACUCGCCCAGCAAGACCAUCGUCAACCGGCAUUGCAUGUGCCUCGCACGUUUAGCAAUUUGUCUGCUCCACAAGCCUCGAGUGAUGAGGUUCCGCGAACAACAUACCACACGCCCUUCGAGUGGAGCCACUUGAUUCAAGCCAACGACUCAUCGAUGAAGAUGCACAUUCACAACGCAUUUCGACCAUUUGAGAAUCCUCGUGAAGCACCUCCACCACCAAUUCCAGAAAAGAACAGAUUGAGAAAGCAAGCACGCUUAGAUGAUUUGCACGGGCAAGAAGGAUACGCAAGUCGUAGGAAAAGUUGUUCGGAUGCACUCGAGAGAUCCUCAGAAGACCCAGCAAACAGUCAACACACGGCGGCUUAUACACUUGCGCUGCAUGACGCUGCAAAGCAAAAUCUCGAUCAAUUGCGUGCGCGGAGGAAUAGGCAUACAUAUCAUGAUGGAUAUGACUCAACGCUUGAGCUGCUCCCAGGACUUGCGCAGAUCCUAGCAAAGGACAAAAUCUACGCCACCAACGAAAGCACAAGUCGAUCAGAGCACAUGCCAACCACAGCACCACGAGACUCCAGACUCCAAAGAACAAGGCAGAAGUCGUCAAACCGCGACCAUAUUCCCCAUGAACUAUUCAUCGAAAAUCUGGCAAUCCAAGACUCCAGCAGCGAAGGAUCUCUAACUCCCCGACAAACCCUCCCACUCUUUCCCUCCCCUCCCACAAGCACAAAUCCUCAUAUCCCUCCAUUUCCCACCGAAUCACAUCAAUGGCACCCACACUAUAUCCUCUCUCCCUCUCCCCACCUCAACUCCCACCAUCUCUUUGACCUCCCUCCAGAUCCCUCCCACCCGAAUCCUGCCCUCAAGCUACGCAGAAAGAGUCUUUCCCGCGAACGUGGCCACGCGAAUCUCAAAGCUGAUGCGGCAGCAGGCAAACCUCGAAUUAGAGAUAUGGCUCCGAGGAGACGAGCGAGGACGGUCGAUUUGCUGGUGUCGACGGUCCCGGAGAGAGCGGAGCUUGGAGAUAUGUAGGAUAGGCAUGAGAGAAGCUUGUCAACUGCGGGAGUGGGGAGUGUUUUUGUGAGUGUGAAAGAGGUGGAGGAGGGCCUGUGAGAUGGUCGAAGGGCAUUGAUGAGGCCUGAAACGAAUGGGCGGUGGUAGUUUACAUGGAAGCUUGGGCAAUCUCACUUGAAUCAACAGAUUGGUAAAGGUGCGCGCCG